Messenger RNA from Anguilla rostrata (American eel), 1476 nucleotides. It is a transcript of the gene mocs1, whose product is annotated as molybdenum cofactor synthesis 1. NCBI's taxonomy places the organism in Eukaryota, Metazoa, Chordata, Actinopteri, Anguilliformes, Anguillidae. Gene Ontology annotation, biological process: Mo-molybdopterin cofactor biosynthetic process. Gene Ontology annotation, molecular function: 4 iron, 4 sulfur cluster binding; cyclic pyranopterin monophosphate synthase activity; GTP 3',8'-cyclase activity. The coding region runs from base 136 to 1476 and encodes 446 amino acids. The transcript has 10 exons. The record is from RefSeq and is a predicted model, not a curated record.
UCACGUGACUCGGGUAAACCCGUGUGCGAAAUACAGCUGUCAGAUCCAGGGUCACUUGUUUGUUUUUACACGUUCGGUGCAGUGCGUUGAGUAUAUGCCCGAACUCUUGUUGUGCAUUACGUUACUCUUAAAGUAAUGGCCCUGAACGCCAGGCAGUGGAGUCGUCUCUUCUUGGCCAGAGACGCCAAGCCCAAGGCCCUGUUGGCGAGGAUUGUCAAACAAGUUCCGCGCCGUUGCUCCACGAAGAUGCGGCGAUGGUAUUCCGGGGCUACGCAAGAAGAAAAUAAAAUUGAACUCUUGACGUUAGAUCGAAGUACAACUACAGCUGCUAAUGUCGCAGCUUUAAAAUCUGCACCCACAGAGGAGCUGGCUCCCCCCGCUGGCCGGAGGAGGGUAUUGCAGGAGGACCCCUUGCCCUUCUCCGCCUUCCUCACCGACGGCUUCGGCCGCAGACACAGCUACCUGCGCAUGUCCCUGACGGAGAAGUGCAACCUCAGGUGUCAGUACUGCAUGCCGGAGGAGGGGGUGAAGCUGACCCCCCGGGCCCAGCUGCUGACCACCGCCGAGGUGCUCACCCUGGCCCGGCUGUUCGUGCACGAGGGGGUGGAGAAGAUUCGGCUGACCGGGGGCGAGCCCCUCAUCCGGCCGGACGUCCUGGAGAUCAUCGCUGAGCUGAGGAAGCUGAAAGGGCUGAAGACCAUCGCCGUGACGACCAACGGGAUGAACCUGAGCCGGCUGCUUCCUGGUCUGAAGACGGCCGGCUUGGACCUGCUCAACAUCAGCCUGGACUCGCUGGUGCCCGCCAAGUUUGAGUUCAUCGUACGGAGGAAAGGGUUCCACAAGGUGAUGGAGGGGAUCGACAAGGCCAUCGAGAUGGGGUACAACCCAGUCAAAGUGAACUGCGUGGUGAUGCGGGGGCUCAACGAGGACGAGGUGCUGGACUUCGUGGCCCUGACCAAGAGGAAACCGUUGGACGUCCGGUUCAUUGAGUACAUGCCCUUCGAUGGUAACAAGUGGAACUUCAAGAAGAUGGUGAGCUACCAGGAGAUGCUGGACCACAUCAGGCAGCAGUGGCCUGACCUGGAACAGAUACAGGGCGGAGAGACGGACACAGCCAAGGCCUUCAAGGUUCCAGGCCACCAGGGGCAGGUCGGAUUCAUCACCUCCAUGUCUGAUCACUUCUGUGGCUCCUGCAAUCGACUGCGCAUCACUGCCGACGGCAACCUCAAGGUGUGUCUGUUUGGGAAUUUUAAGGUGUGUAAAAGCUUGUUUACCUGUCCUCAGGUGUGUCUGUUUGGGAAUUUUAAGGUGUGUAAUAGCAUGCUUACCUGUCCUCAGGUAUGUCUGUUCAGGAAUUUUAAGGUGUGUAAAAGCUUGCUUACCUGUCCUCAGGUGUGUCUGUUGAGGAAUUUUAAGGUGUGUAAAAGCUUGCUUACCUGUCCUCAGGUGUGUCUGUUCAGGAAUUUUAAGGUGUGA